Molecule: messenger RNA, 2456 nt
Organism: Impatiens glandulifera
Lineage: Eukaryota; Viridiplantae; Streptophyta; Magnoliopsida; Ericales; Balsaminaceae
Product: subtilisin-like protease SBT1.7
Exons: 1
Coding region: 44-2344 (766 amino acids)
Biological process (GO): proteolysis
Molecular function (GO): serine-type endopeptidase activity
Source: RefSeq, a predicted model, not a curated record
CUAUUCUCCAUUUUUGUCUCCUAAACUUACACAGAGAGCAAACAUGGAAAAAACAAUCCUUCUCAUCCUUCUAGCGACGGUCCUUUCCUCCGUCUCCGCCGCCACUCUGCCGGAGAAGAAAACCUACAUCGUACAUAUGGCAAAAUCCCAAAUGCCGGCCAUCUUUGACGACGACCACACCCAGUGGUAUGGUUCCUCACUCAAAUCAGUUUCCAGAUCCGCAGGAAUGCUUUACACCUACAAUAACGUCCUCCAUGGAUUCUCCACCAGAUUAACAGAGGAUGAAGCUCUCCAACUGGAAAACCAGCCGGGAAUCCUUACUGUCUUACCGGAGAUGAAGUAUGAGUUACACACAACUCGUACCCCUGAAUUUCUUGGUCUAGAGAAAAACUCCUAUCUUUUUCCCCAAUCAGAUUCCGCCGGUGAAGUGGUGGUCGGAGUUCUGGAUACCGGUGUUUGGCCUGAAAGCAAGAGCUAUGACGAUACAGGAAUGGGUCCUGUUCCAACUUCAUGGAAGGGUUUAUGUGAAUCAGGUACUAACUUCACCGCUUCCAAAUGUAAUCGGAAAUUAAUCGGUGCUAGAUAUUUCUCCAAAGGAUACGAGGCUACGAUAGGCUCUAUAGAUGAAUCUAAAGAAUCGAAAUCUCCCCGGGACGACGACGGACACGGAACCCACACCUCCACCACGGCUGCCGGGUCCGCCGUGGAAAUGGCUAGUCUAUUCGGUUACGCCGCCGGGACUGCACGUGGCAUGGCGCCUAAAGCACGGGUCGCCACGUAUAAGGUUUGUUGGUUGGGUGGUUGUUUCAGUUCUGAUAUACUAGCGGCGAUGGAUCAAGCUAUUGAAGAUAACGUUGAUGUACUCUCCAUGUCUCUCGGCGGCGGUAUGUCGGAUUAUUACAGAGACAGCGUCGCCAUCGGAGCUUUCGCCGCCAUGGAAAAGGGUAUUCUUAUUUCCUGCUCUGCCGGGAACGCCGGUCCAAGCCCAUACAGUUUAUCGAACGUGGCACCGUGGAUAACAACUGUCGGUGCCGGAACUUUAGAUCGUGACUUCCCAGCUUAUGUUAGCCUCGGCAAUGGUUUGAAUUUCUCCGGCGUAUCUCUUUACAGAGGAGAUUCAAUGCUGAAUAAAUUACUUCCGGUUGUUUACGCUGGAAAUGUGAGUAAUUCCACAAACGGUAAUCUCUGUAUGACAGAUACAUUACAGCCGGAAAAGGUUUCCGGUAAAAUUGUCAUUUGCGACCGCGGCAUAAACCCACGUGUACAGAAAGGUUCGGUUGUAAAGGACGCCGGUGGUGCCGGAAUGAUUCUUUGCAACACGGCAGCAAACGGGGAGGAGUUAGUCGCCGACGCCCAUCUGUUACCAGCCACGGCAGUCGGUCAGAAAUCCGGCGACGCAAUCAAGGACUACAUCAAUUCAGAAAGCAAACCCACGGCGACAAUCCUAUUCGUGGGCACUAAGGUGGGGAUCCAGCCGUCGCCGGUUGUAGCGGCGUUUAGUUCAAGAGGCCCGAAUUCGAUCACGGCCGAGGUAUUGAAACCUGAUUUGAUUGCUCCAGGCGUGAAUAUAUUAGCUGGAUGGGCUGGAAAUGUCGGACCAACUGGUCUAGCAGUUGACACUAGACGGGUUGGAUUCAAUAUAAUUUCAGGUACUUCAAUGUCAUGCCCACAUGUAAGUGGACUCGCCGCUUUGCUUAAAUUGGCACAUCCAGAUUGGAGCCCCGCCGCCAUACGUUCCGCCCUGAUGACCACCGCCUAUACCGUUUACAAAAACGGAAAACCCAUUCAAGAUAUCGCAACCGGGAAACCAUCCACACCUUUCGAUCAUGGAUCUGGCCAUGUAGACCCUGUAGCAGCUCUUAAUCCAGGGCUUGUAUACGAUCUUGACAUCAACGAUUAUCUUGGUUUCCUCUGCGCUUUAAACUACACCGAAUCGCAAAUCAGCACUCUGGCCCGGAAGAACUUCACUUGUGAAGCAAACAAGAAGUAUCGUCUCGCCGAUUUCAACUACCCAUCUUUCUCAGUUUCUCUUCAAACAACCAAAUUCGGGAGCGGCGGCGGAUCUGUCUCUUCCGGCAUAACAACCGUGAAGCACACAAGAACUCUUACAAACGUUGGACCUCCGGCGACGUACACAGUUUCGACGAAGUUGGACAGCGACGAUGUCAAGGUAACCGUUGAACCGAAGUCGUUGAGCUUUAGUAAGGUGAAUGAGAAGAAAUCGUAUACAGUAACAUUCACGGCGAACAAUUCGGCUCCGUCGAAUAGUGUGGCGUUUGGGAGAAUUGUGUGGUCGGACGGGAAGAUUGUGGUCGGUAGUCCAAUUGCAGUUAGUUGGACAUAGAAGAAACUGUUAGAACAAGUAAAAGAAAAAAAGUAAUAAUGUUAAAAAUAUGAAGUUUGAUUCUGAAUGUUGUUUAAUUUUAAUUUAAUUAUAGUAAUUGUCCAUUAAUUUA